ACACUGACGGAUUCAAAUGUCAUUGACUUAGCGAAUGAAUGAUAUUUGUUGAGUAUUCUUAAAUUUUGCUUUUCUCCUUAUUAUUCUCUUCUGUAUAGUUAUAACUUGAAUAAUUAUAAUCAAUAAGAUAUAAAGAAAAAUGGCACAAACAGCGGGCGUAAAGCCUAUGACCAUUGCCGGUCGAGUGGCCUCUGAGAGGGAACGAUGUAUGGGUAUGACCGAUGCUGAAAGAGCUUGGCGCAAACAGUGGUUAAAAGAUCAAGUCUUGGCUCCCAACGAACCUGUAUAUGUAGAGGAAUAUUGGAGAGAAAGGACUAACCCCAUUCGUCGUUUCUAUCGCAAACCCUUGGAUAAAUUAUUCACUGCCCUUAUUCCAAUGCUGGGUGAAGAGCGUGCUGUAAAUUAUAGAUAUAUUACUGGAAAGCUUGGUCUAAUUGCUAUUGGUGUACUUUCUGUACAUUAUUAUUUCAAAUACCAAGGAAAUGAUUGGACAAAGAAAGGUGGUUGGAGAGUUUUGAGGACCAAACCCACAGUUCUUCCAGGCCAACCAGGUUUCCCAUUCAAAUCUGAAAGAUCCAAGCCUUCUGAUUAUGCCGACAGGAACUUCAAGAAUUCAGUAAUUUAAACUUAUAGUUAAUAUGUUUAUAUCACUGAAUUACAAUAAAAAAAUUAUAAUUUUACCUAUAUCUAACAUCUAUAUAUGCAACAUCUAGUUAAAAAAAUAUAUUAUUAGUUAAUAAAGUUUUAUUAAUUUGUA
Molecule: messenger RNA, 757 nt
Organism: Galleria mellonella (greater wax moth)
Lineage: Eukaryota; Metazoa; Arthropoda; Insecta; Lepidoptera; Pyralidae
Gene: ND-B17
Product: NADH dehydrogenase [ubiquinone] 1 beta subcomplex subunit 6
Exons: 3
Coding region: 140-625 (161 amino acids)
Biological process (GO): mitochondrial electron transport, NADH to ubiquinone
Source: RefSeq, a predicted model, not a curated record